UAGUACGGCGAGCAGCGCACGAGUCAAACGGGUUCUCAGUAUAGUCAGCUCGCAUCGUAAAAUGAACGGCUCGCAUUUCGACACGCGUCGCGCCUCGCCGCGCUCGCUUCGCCCGCGUCGCCGAUAGCAUCUGCAAAUUCGAUAUUUAGAUCGUGACACCGAGAUAUUACUUGUGAUCGAUUUCGCGUGACGUGAUAAUUUGUCGCCAAUGUGAUCCGACACAAUGCCUACAACCGCCCGCUAAUGUUACUCCUGUCAAAAGGCAUAAUUCUGGAAUGCAAUAAGCACGCCGGGAGACAGUGGAUGUGUUUGUUGAGGUAGUCCUUUUAAGAUGCCGCGAAGGAGUAAAUGGAUGCAUCUCGUUGCCGGCGUAGUCGCCGGCGUAACAUUCGGUGUGUUCCUGAAGUUAUGCUUAAGACCUUCCUCGAGGACUUCCAUACAAGCUUGCCCGAAUGCUGCCAAAUAUGUUGCGCCCGAUCCCUUGUCGAUUGUAGGCUUGAGGGCGGAUGAAACUCUGUUUAAUUCCAACAGGACUUUAGUGUUCGUCGGUGUUAUGACAGCGGAACAGUAUUUGACGACUAGAGCGAGAGCCGUUUAUGAAACGUGGGCGCAGGACUUGCCGGGAAAGAUCGCUUUCUUCAGUUCAGAAGUGUCGCGUGCGCCAGGAUUACCCUUAAUCCCGUUGCGUAACGUCGACGACAGUUACCCUCCUCAGAAGAAGUCCUUUCUGAUGUUGUUGUACAUGUACGAGCACUACGGCGAGAGGUUCGAGUGGUUCAUGCGGGCCGAUGAUGAUGUUUAUGUCAGGGGCGAUAAGCUAGGGGAGUUCUUACGUUCAGUGGACAGUAGAAAACCUCAAUUCAUCGGGCAGGCGGGAAGAGGAACGAAUAAUGAAAAAGACGCUUUAGCUUUGGAUUACAAUGAAAACUUCUGUAUGGGUGGGCCCGGGGUGCUGAUAUCUCGAGAGACAAUGAGGAGGGUCGCCCCUCACGUGAAGUACUGUUUGAAGCACCUCUAUACGACACAUGAGGACGUCGAGCUCGGUCGAUGUGUUGCCAAAUUCGCCGGCGUGUCUUGCACCUGGAGUUAUGACAUGCAGACGAUCCUGCACCACAAUAGCAGCGGGUCUGAGGCGUACACCGGGCGACUCAAGAAGCGCGAGGUGCACCGUGCAAUCACGCUGCAUCCCGUCAAAGAUCACCGCCAGUUGUACAGGCUUCACACUUAUUUUAAGAACCUUCGUAUCCAGGAUCUCCGAGAGCAGUCCCUGGACUUGCACAGAGAUAUCCAGUCCUCAGCACGUGAACUUGGCGUGGAAGGGAAGCAUGUGAAUAGCUUCGUGCUUCCUGGCGGUGUACCCUUGUUUAUUGCUAAGAUGGGCGAGCCUGGUUACUUGGGAGACAAUAGGAUUUUAGGUGCUCCAAUAGACUUCAACCGCUACAAAGCCAACAAAGUGACGGACAUCGUGCCAUUCGACUUCAUCACCAAGUCCAUCCACUCCGUCAGCCACUCCAACCCCAAGCGAAGAAUUGAGACGCCAUUGAAGGAGGCACUGGAUGAUGUUAUACGAGAAGUAAUGGAGAUCAUCAACGCACCAUCCCGUCAGCGUGGCCGUGUCAUAGACUUCAAUGAGCUACUGUACGGCUACACUCGCCUGCAACCCGUUCAUGGUAUAGACCACGUGUUGGACUUGCUGCUCAAGUACCGGCGGUACAGAGGCAGGAAGAUGACCGCUGCGGUACGGCGGCACGCUUACUUGCAGCAGUCCUUUACAGGAACUGAAAUACGAGAGCUGCCGAUGGGGGAUCCAGCACCAAUCGAAGAGGCCGAAAUAUUGGAACAGCUUGAUCCCAAUGGGAAGAACUAUCAAAACGAGUAUGAGGACUUUGACGAUCCAAACCAGAAUCAGAACAGCUUCCUCGACUUAGGCAAUUUGAAUGUGAGACAAGCUUUCGAGAACAGCUUGCUGAAGAUACACAAUAACUUACCAAAAAUGCUUCAGUGGAGUAACGAGAACUACGAGUAUGCCGUCUACUACAGACAGAUAAACUUCAUUUUACCCCUUUUGGGUAGAUUUGAAACAUUUAAUCGAUUCAUGAAAAAUUAUGAAGAUAUCGUCCUUAAAAGCGAUGAAGCUGUUAGCUUAAUUAUUGUUCUAUUCUUAGACCCCGAAAGUCCUCUAGAUUAUGAAAAUUCCAAAACAUUAAUCAAUCAUUUUAAAAGCCUUUACGGGAAAGAUAUAAGAGUUGUUUCGAUGGGUGAAACGACUUUUUCAAGAGGUGCAGCGCUCACAGAAGGUCUCAAGGAAUGUUCGAUUGAUGAUUUAGUUUCCUUCAUAGACGUUGACAUGAUGUUCAAUCACAUAACACUUAGAAGAAUUAGAAUUAAUACUGUUAAAUACAAUCAAGUGUACUUUCCAAUUGUGUUCAGUCAGUUUAAUCCUGAAGUGGUGUAUGGUGAUGAAUAUAAUAAAUUCAAAGAAGAAGUUACUGAAACUACCGAAGCAGAGGAUGCUGAAGAAAUUAAUGAUGAUUUAAAUAAAAGUGAAAGGGAAUUAGCAGAUUUGAAGUAUAGUGGUGAUAUAGAUGAUGAUUUUGGUUAUUUCAGACAGUACGGUUUUGGUAUACUCAGUAUUUAUAAAUGUGACUUUGAAAGAGUUGGUGGUUUCGAUUUAAGUAUCAAAGGGUGGGGGAUGGAGGAUGUGCAGUUGUUCGAGACGCUAAUAAAGUCAAACUUAACAGUGUACAGGAUAGCUGAUGAGACUUUGGUGCACAUCUUCCAUUCGGUGGACUGUGAUAGCAAGUUAGAGAAAAGCCAGUUCCUGAUGUGUCUGGGAACGAAAGCCUCGACAUAUGGGAGUGAUAAGCACAUGACAUACUAUAUGUUAAAUCAUCCUGAAGUAUUAUGGCCGCAGAAAGUGAAGGGUGCUAGCUAGUACAGGGUUGUAGUUAGGAUUAUUUUGGAAAUUAUGACAAUUAUACCUAUAGCGAAAUUAUUUGUUUUAAUAGUGAUAUUCUGGUUAAUGUACCAUCGGCAGCUAUGAAGUUAUUUGUACAGCAGCAUCUAAUUGAUAAUACCAGUCGGAUCAAGACAUUAGACUGAUAUUAUUGAAAUAGACCAGUAUUUUAUUAGAAUUAGGUUUUAAACGAAGUACAUAGUUAAGAAUAGUAGUGUAAAAAGUUAAGUUAAGUUAGUUUAACGACUUAAUUUCGAAAUGUAAGAACUGCAAAUGUUUUUUCUUCUGUACAUAUAAUUAACAAUUGUUGUUGUCUAAGAGGAUAUUAUUUUAGGAAAUAUUUGUAUGUAGAUUUGUGAAAACAGAGUUAUAGGAAAAUAUUUUUGGUAUCAAUUUUGUGAAAAUAUCCUCUAGAAUGACACGUUGUGGAAAUUCCUAUUUUUCGAAGCAUUUAUAAAUAUUUAGAUUAAUAGGGCAUCAGUGCAAGAAUUGUCCACGUUAUUCAUUUAUGAUGUAGUAGGUACAUGUCUCGAAAAUUGAAAAUAAAGUCCAUUUGCUUUUUUUUUGGUUAUAUGAUUUGUGGUGAUGCCCUCAGAUGUUCCUAGAAAAUUAUAGUUUUAGAUUUAUUACUUUUAGAAUUUAGUCGUUAUUUUUAAUUUUGCCAAGGGCUCACAACUUUUAAAUCCUGUAUCCCUUGUACAAGUUUGCACAGUGUAGACGUAUUUAUAUGAAAAAGAUACUCAAGCUUAUGAGAUCAAAUCUGUAAGUAAAUAAAUAAAAUGUUUAGAUGUAAUAAACAAGGUUAUAUGGGUACCAUUUGAGGGUUGGCCGUCCAUUGUCACAGGCUAUUAGAGGAAUAAUUUUUUUUUACAAGGGAAGAUUAUGUAAAUAAUAAUAAUAGAAAAUAUUCGUUUUGUAGGUACCUAUCUAAAGUUACCACGUCUCAGAUUUAUAUCCUAUUUUCUUUCUGCGAAUUUCAGUAAUGGAUUUGGCUGGAUUAUUACUCGUAGAACUAGGUACAGUGACUGGCAAAUAACUUGUGCAAAACGUGGUGCAGAAAGUAGGGGCUACUGAUCUACCAAUUGCGUGCACCCGCGCGAUAGAAAUCCGCUCACACCAACAAAUAACUAUUGUUUACGAGUACCUACUAGCUUAUUAUUCUUUGUAUGUUGUAGAAUUCCGCAAAAUGAAUCCUGUAAAUCAAUCAAUGGACGCUCAACCUAAGCAAUUAUUGUCAUAAUAAGUAUUAUUAAUAAUUUUUAUAUGUAUAUUUAAUGAUAUUCUAAAGGAAAAUUGCGCGCCCCUCCUUUAUUUUCCAUACAAAUUAUGAGUAAGUAUGAAAAAUUUAGGAAUCAGUGACAUUUUAGGUUAGAAUUUUAUGCCCUCUAGCACUAAACUUGUUCGUUUCUAGCUGUUUUUGGUUGAUUUUUUGGUGCUCUUACUAAGACAUUGAUUAAGCAUACAGAAUUCUAAUUAAAGUAAUAGAUAUGGUGGUGUAUACCCGAAUUGUGUCGUCCAUUUUUAGGAACAUAAGUACUUCACACAUUUUAAUGUCCCGGUCACAUUGACGGCCAACAACACGAUGUUCAAUGGCGUUUCCCGUUAAAUGUAGAUGUAGCCACGUACAACGGCAUUCACGAUGACGUUUGGCGUUGGACGAUUUUAACUUCAUUUCAAUUGGCAUUACACAUUUCACCGUUCAUUUCACCGCUCAAGUGUGGCCACUCAGUUUAACGCGUUGAUUAUCGCGAUAAUUAUAGCGUUGUUGGGCAUUGACGUUAAUCUUAAUGUAGCCGCACAUAAUACAUUAUGAAUAUCGCAAUAAGUACCUAUAGCAGCUAACAAGUUUGGUGUCAGAGGUGCUUAUCGGAUACCGUCACGAAAGUUGAUUGCACGCAAUUCAUUCUAAGACCAUAUGCAUACUUCUGGACAUAGCUGUCUUUUUUGGGUUCCGUAUUCAGAGGUCAAAACGGAGCCCUGUGAAUGUCACUUCUCUGUCUGUCUGUCCGCGUGUCACAGGUCUAACUCGUAGACAAAAUGAGUGACAAACCUGAUAUUUUGGUAUUUGGUGUAGAACACUGACCCAAAACCGAAUAUUGAAUUAGAAAUUUAUAAACGUUGAAUUUGAAUUAAAUCAGCCAUUCCAAAAUGGUUACCCCCAGUGUCUUUUUGUCUUUGUCAUUUGUAUGUGCUUACGUAACAGAGAGAGCUUUAUACUUACUUUUCUCCGUGGAUAGAAUAAAGUGAUUUCAAUUCGAUAUACAUAUUGUAUUUUGAAAUCAAUUCGAUAUUCAACUAAAAAAUACAAUUAUUUUAAUUUUUAUUGUUUGUUAUAAUACUGUUGCUUAAGUUUAUAGCAAGAAGUUCUCUUUUUAGUUCAACUUCACCAGUUAAAUUCAACUUUCGUGACGUAUGCUGUACUUUGUGCUCGCUGUAAAUAGAAACUUUUGUGCUCACUAAGUGCCAAUUUUAGGUUAAGUAGGUAAUUUUAAAAUGAAUGUUAUUUUUUUAUUCAAUGAUGUUACGAUGUUGUGAUGUGAUGACAAUGAAGAUGAUGAUCAUGGAGGUGAAAAUGAGUUUAUGAAAUUAAAUUAAUUUUU
Maniola jurtina (meadow brown) is the source of this 5556-nucleotide messenger RNA. RefSeq names its product chondroitin sulfate synthase 1 (gene Chsy). Gene Ontology annotation, cellular component: Golgi cisterna membrane. Bases 332 to 2935 code for a protein of 867 amino acids. NCBI's taxonomy places the organism in Eukaryota, Metazoa, Arthropoda, Insecta, Lepidoptera, Nymphalidae. The record is from RefSeq and is a predicted model, not a curated record. The transcript has 6 exons. Gene Ontology annotation, molecular function: glucuronosyl-N-acetylgalactosaminyl-proteoglycan 4-beta-N-acetylgalactosaminyltransferase activity.